GAGGUCAAAACCGGAUAUGAAAAAUAACAAAAACGAAUCGCAUGAUUAUACUCGAUAGGAUUUCGUUAAAAACAACAUCGUGCUUCUUUGGAUACUGUAACAUAUACAAAAGUUAUCAUGAGACGGUUAUUGUUCAUGUGCAUGGUGACAAUAUGUAGCCUUACUAACAGUUAUUCAACAGGACACACCGACUCUCUUGAACGACUCACCGAGAUCAUUGCUCGGCAGUACCAUAAACGCCAGCGCCCGGAGACUGAUAAUGUGGAGGCAGGUGGUUUGACUCCCGGAUUGGCGGACAGUGAGGCGGUUAUGGUUGACUCGGAGAGCGAUAAUCAGUAUGAGCGAAACUUGGCCCGGAUGAAAGAUGCUUUGAUGAAAGAGAAACAAUGGCGGCGGAUGUCGUUGCAAGGCCGCUGGAUAAAUGAGGAUGGAGGCUUCCGAGGAACAUCCACGACCCCUAAAAAAUUAUCUACAACCUCACCAACAACUACCACGAUAUCCACAACGACACCAACAACAACUACAACAACAUCUAACUUCAUUGAUCGUUGGUGUUUGUCUCCAGGGCUUGCGAAACGAAGGGCAUUAUGGGGGAAACUAACGAAAGGCAAUUGGUGGCGAACAUGCAACGGCCUUUGGUCAAGAUCAAUAUGAAGAAAGUCUGGGAUAUCGAAAUUACAAAAUAUGAACGAUUAGCCAAAGUUAAAUUAGUGUGGCAAUGCGUCCAUAUUGUUUUCCUUAUAAGAAAGUCGUUUAAAUUAGUGUGAGUCUUUUAGUGAACCUUUUAAAUCAGCAUGUUACAGUGUGUGUAUACCACGUGAUAAAUUACGUCAUAUAUGCUACGUCGGAAGGCAAAAAAUUGCUUAAAAUGAAGACUUAAAUCAAACAUAACUUUUCAUUUACAAAACCAUUUGAAAUGAAACAAAGGGCAGUCUAUGCCGCUUAAAGAGCCCCGCAUUUGUUUUAUAUCCGAAAUUUUAUGAGGUCAUUAGUUUCUUUAAACACUUCGACAAACAUGUUUCCAAAAUAAUGUUUGGACAGUGCUACGUCAGACGGCCAUAUUAUGAAAAGGUUUGUCGAAGUGUUUUAAGAAACUAAACUCUCAAUCAAAUUCUGGUAAAGACCGAAGGCAGGGCUUCGAAAGCGGAUUAGACUGCGCUAUGUUUCAUUUAAAGUGGUGAAGAAAUAGUGAAGUUAUCUUUGUUUAAAGUAUUUUAUCAAAUCAAAAUAUUGCCUUCUGACCUAGCAUUUAUGACGCAAUUUAUCACGUGGUAUACACACACUGUGUUAAGAUGUAAAAUAGUUUUAUAUCCAGUU
Messenger RNA from Mya arenaria, 1317 nucleotides. RefSeq lists its product as uncharacterized. The transcript is spliced from 3 exons. The coding region runs from base 118 to 654 and encodes 178 amino acids. Lineage: Eukaryota; Metazoa; Mollusca; Bivalvia; Myida; Myidae. The record is from RefSeq and is a predicted model, not a curated record.